Darwinula stevensoni is the source of this 2940-nucleotide messenger RNA. The record is from the annotation of a GenBank genome assembly. NCBI's taxonomy places the organism in Eukaryota, Metazoa, Arthropoda, Ostracoda, Podocopida, Darwinulidae.
AUGGGCCGAAACAUGAAAAUGGGCUUUGGGAGAUGCUCGGCCUUCGAUGCCCAUCUCGGUGGAGACGGUCGUGAUGGUCGCAUCCUUCGGUCGUACAUGCAUGACCGGGGAGGUUUGUCCUCCGUGAUUCAUCGUCUGUUGCAACGCGGUUCGAUCCGUUCAUGGGUCCAGAUCCCAUUCCGCCGUGUGCUCGAGGAGCUCACAAAGUGGGAUGAGCAGCCUACUUCCACGAGCGCAGGUAGCGAAGUGCGAAGGAGUAAGGAGGCGGUGCAGCGAACGGCACCCCGGCCCAUCAGUCAGCGCAAAGGCGCCGCUCCGGACGAUUGGUUUUGCUCCGGCUCCCUCCUCACGUUCUCUCUUCGAAUCGCACGCUCCUUUUCCCAGUUUCGAUCUAUCGAUCAUGUUGGUGCUCAAUACUCACCGAUCGUCCUCGCCGUGGCGGCUUUGCAGUCCCGCAAAAUCCCACGGGGAUUCCGUGCUAUCGUCGCGACGGAAUUCCCCCAUCCCUCGCCGCAGAAAGCGAACAACUCCCAGGAACUGUUCGAGUUGCUGGAGCGCUUGCAAACGAGUCGCCUGGACGACCAGCGAUGCGUCUUACCCGCCUAUUUCAGCACUCAGACUCCGAACAAGGAGAUGGAUAAGACAGCCCCUCCACCCAAGCCCCCACCGGACCGGAAAAGUCCUCGGGAAGUCCUAGAAGAAGUCCUUCGUCGACCUGGGCCUUAUCCCAUGAUCGUAUUACCGCCAGGGGGCGGUUAUUGGGUGGACGGAUGCGAUCACGAUUGCCCAUUUGAUGCCCAGGGCAACCCCCUCGUCCCGGCCCAGCAAGGGAAACCCAAGUUCGAGACCGAUGAAACCGCCCGGUGCUACCGCCGAUACUUCCUCGGCAAGGAACACCUGAACUUCGUGGCGAGGGACGAGAACCUGGGCCCGGCCCUGCUGUCGAUGAAGCAUGAGGUGAUCUCGUCCCAGUUGCACGUGCGGGGGAUCCUGCGGCUGAGCACCGGCACCACCCACGAACUCCUCCCGGCCUCCUGCUUCCCCGACUCCCUCUCGCCCGCCAAAGUCGCCAAGCUGACGGCCGAGGAGGGAGAAAGGCGAGCGUGGGAAACAGACACGGAGCGACAUCUGUGGUAUCGCCUCCGAACUAUGAGACGCCAGCGCGAAACGAAUCGAGAGACGAGUUCGACCAUGUAUUACGACCUGGUCUUGCACGAAGAUCUAGCGGGUGACCUCCGCUGGUGGCCGGUGGUGUGCCCCCAGGCGUCGGAGCGGAUCGUGGCCUACGACGAACAAGCCCUCGUCCGACAGUAUAAAUUUGGCGUCAUAUUUCAACGGUUCGGUCAGACCUCGGAAGAGGAACUCUUCGGGAACCCCACUUCCAGCCCCGCCUUCGAGGAAUUCCUUUCUCUACUCGGCCAGAAAAUCCAACUGAAGGACCACAAAGGGUACCGAGGAGGUCUGGACACACAGCACAGUCAGACGGGGGAGGAAUCGGUGUACGAGGUGUACCGAGAGCGGGAGAUGAUGUUCCACGUCUCCACGCUCCUCCCGUACACGGACAACGACCCGCAACAGUUGCAGCGGAAACGGCACAUCGGCAACGACAUCGUCGCCAUCGUGUUCCAGGAGUCCAACACUCCCUUCACGCCCAACAUGAUUGCAUCCAACUUCCUCCAUUCCUUCGUCGUCGUUCAAGUGCUCGACCCGAAGACCCCCAACACAAGGUACAAAGUGUCUGUGACUGCCCGAGAUGACGUGCCGUUUUUCGGGCCGACCCUCCCAACCCCGGCCGUUUUCCGGAAGGGACCGGAUUUUCGGGAGUUCCUCCUCACGAAACUCGUGAACGCCGAGACCGCCUGUUACAAGGCGCAGCGGUUCUCCAAACUCGAGUUGAGGACGAGGACGUCCCUGUUGACGAGUCUAGUCGAGGAGCUGCAGGGGAAGACGGCGGAAUUCACGGGUGUCACCGUCGGGGGAAUGGACAAGUCCUCCUCCUCGUCCGACGUCUCCGGAACGGAGAAGUCGCGGUUCAUCGACACCGUCAGGAAGGCAUUCUCCAACCGGAGUCGAACCGGGAGCGACGGCUCCAGCACCUCCAACGGAACGCUCCAGGGUCCCAGCAAUAACAACAACAACAGUAGCAACAACAACAACAACAGCAAACGAAGCAUGUCUGCGUCGUCGUCGUCCAGCUCUUCCAUUCAGCACCAACACGUGCAUCAGAGGAACGGAAGCACCGCCUCCAAUUCCCCCCUCGUCAACGGGUCGUCAUCGUCUCCCAUCCACGGGUUGGUAAAGAUGCCGAAAAGGGUCGGAAGCGGGAAAUCCGAGAAUGGAAGCAUGGGGAAGACGACUACAUCCAGUGACCUCCCAUCCCCCCAGUCUAGUCCUGAAUCCCCUGCACACAGGAACGAUCGAGUGACCCUGUCCGAGUCGGACUCCUCGUCGCUCAACAGCGUGGAACUGGAACGGUACCGCCACGACGACAGCGACACCGGCUUAGAAAGCAUGUCCAGUGGGGAGGCCCACCACGGACACCAGGGCGUACCUGGGUGCCCCCUCUGCAUGGAAGCAGGGGUCGGCGGCCACGGGUGCAUCGAGGGGUGCGACGGAGGCGGGGGGAACCUGGAGGCGGUGGAGCAGAUGCUGAGGAAGCUGGAAAGCCCUCGCCCCGGGGGGAACGGGAACGUCACCCUGUCUUCGAUCGACAUUCGGGUCUUGGUCAGGGAAUUCCAAUCGCUCCGUGCUGAAGUCAACCAGCUCAAGUGUGACAAGUUGGAUCUCCUUCGACAGAAUGUUACUUGUUUGGGUGACAUUAAGAAGAUGAAAGAGAAGGAGAUGCGAUUGUCGUCAGACUUGGGUAGCACUUCGAAAGAAGUGUCUCGACUCAGGGCCCUCCUGAGGGAAUACACAAGUGGAGACGUCUCGGCCGUCUGA